GCAAUGGGGGCGACGGAGUCCAGGUCGCUUAAGGAUGAGAUCACAACAAUCUCCGAGAGCAAGGGCGGUGGCGUGGAUCCAAAUUUGAAGGCGCUUCACUCGCUCAAAGUUGUAAGCUUUGUCCAUUUCAAAUUGGAAUUUGCUUCCGAUGAAGUCAGGCUGGAGCGUUGCUCCCGGGCCAUUCCUCGCCAGAGAGCGGACUCAAGGAGAUUCUCCUCGGCCAGUCUAGUCCCAGCCAAACCUCGGUUGAGAAUCUGUCUCUGGACGCCACCGCGACUGCCGAGCUCUUUUCGUUGUACCACGAGUGGCAAAAGGAAAAUGCCACAAAGCUUUGCAAGCGCCAGGUCCGAGCCUUUCAAUUCUCGUGAAGGAAAGAAGGCUGCUAAGUUUUCGUGAUGGAUGCGAUCAACAGGAAGAUCUGGGAUACAGGAUCGAGGCAGUGGAGGAAUUAGCUCUCAAAUUGUUCCAGCGCUUGGGACAUUCGGCCUCGGUGAUGAGAACUACUGCUUCGCAUCUCGAUCAAGUUGGAAAGCUUCGUAGCGAUGUCAAAGAUAUGAAGCAAAUCCUGGAAACCACGCUCCACGAGUAUAACUCGCUUUGCAAGAACAUCCAUGACAAUGGACCCGAGUUUCUAAAGCCCAGUGCCAAGCCUUUCUCGGCCAGCGAUUUUGAUAACUCUCCCUUCCAACAAUGAUAAAUAAAAUUUAAAUUUCUCUAGGGUUUAUGAGUCGCCAUGGCGGUGUGGGUAGCGCGCAAGGCGGAUCGCCGCUGCAAGUUCAAGAGGCGAUCCAAAGCGAUCUCGAUCGUGGCGGAGGAGAUUUAUUUGCGGGAUGAUAUUCCCUGCGGCAGUCCUCUAUGUUCCUCGUGUGCUUCGCAUUUGCCUCGUUUACCUCCCGACGCAUCGCAUUACCUGCUUCCAAAUGCUGAUGCUGUUCUCCAAUUCUGGGAGAUAUUGGAGCUUCCGCAAUUCUCUGCUGUGAUAUUUCUUACGUCCGUUCUGAAAGAGGUGCAAGAAAACUUAGGCCAACGAAGCUGGCGAAGGCUGCGAUCGAUCUUUACUGACCACAGGCGAUGCAACAUUGUGUUUGACGAUCAGCAUUGCAUAUAUACUUGUCUAUCACGCUGCGAAACGGCUUCUUCGAAUUAUCUGAAAGAAGUCACAGUAUGGUUUGCCAAUCACAUCAACGGAGGUGUUCCGGUGGUGCUGCUAACUGGUUUGACGUCCACGGAUUCCGGUAGAAAUUUAACCGACUCUCGCACAACUGUUGAAGUUCUCGAAGCCGGUACAUAUUUUUCAAAGUAUUGGAAUCACGAUUCUUCUGUGGCUGACCUCUUCACAUCGCUGUCUGCCACAAUAAUAGAAGCAGUUGAAGUGAAAGCCAAACUUAGUGAUGGCAGAAUGCCACCGUCCGGAGGAGGCAAGGGAUUGUACAAAGAGCAUCUAUCAACAAUUUCGUUGGAGGCUGGAAUCUCGAGAGGGGACUUGAGGGUGGGUGUCUUCUUUGUUAAUCGUCACGCACCAUCAGAAGCAUUGGUUCGUCCUAGUAAUAAAGGGGAGGCAUCGCGGCUGGAAAUUGUUGUUGCUGGUCGAGUACUCCAAAACAGGGCGAUACAUGGGGAUACAGUCGUAGUAAAAACUUGCAAGCUAAGACUCACGGAAAAUGAAAACGAAGACAUACUCAAUGAAGAUGUGCUGGACGACGAGGAAGGUAGCAGACAUUUAUCUGAUGAUGCUCUUAUUUCUGGAGAGGUCGUUGGCAUAUUACAAAGGAACCAACGAGACUACGUCGCUUGUCUCUUGGAAGAAGAUGAAGCUUUUCUAACCGCUUCGAGGCAGGAACGCUUAUUGUGCGUACCAAUGGACAAGCGCAUUCCUCUGGUCGAGGUUAGCACUCGCCAAGGACUACGUCUAUCCAAUCAAAGAUUUAUAUUGCGUAUAGAUAACUGGGAACUUGACUCGAGAUUUCCAAGGGGCCAUGUUGUGCGAUCUCUGGGUCCUAUCGGCGAUUUGAAUGCCGAACUGAACGCUAUACUGGUGGAAAAUGGAAUCUCGGUAGCUCCAUUUAGCAAUUUAUCGCUGCAGGAACUUCCUGAGGAUUCGUUGGAUAACCCGUGGAGUAUACCAGAAGAAGAAUUUGCCGUUCGGAGAGAUAUCCGGUUUUCUCAUCGUAGCUGCAGCAUUGAUCCUCCUGGAAGCAAGGAUGUGGAUGAUGUCCUGUCAGUGAGUGAUCUGGAGAAUGGCAUGGUCGAGAUAGGAGUCCAUAUAGCUGACGUUUCAUACUUUGUGAAGCAAGGAAGUCUUCUAGACCUCGAGGCUAGAUCUCGCGGAACCACUGUCUAUAUGGUUGGAAAAAGCUGGCAUAUGCUUCCUUCAGUUUUAAGUGAAAAUCUCUGCUCGUUAGUUGGAGGAAAAGAUAGGCUGGCUGUAAGUGUAAUAUGGACAUUGGACCGCCAAAACAAUUUUGAAGUUGUCAAAACAUGGUUUGGAAGAACGAUAAUACGUUCUCGAUACCAGCUCUUCUAUGCUCAAGCUGAAACUAUUAUGGAGGGAAAACGUUUACUUCCCGGCUGGGAAAUUAAGAGCGGCUCCAAUGAUCUGUCCCAGUUACAAAGUGACCUCCUUCUGCUUGGUACUUUUGCUCAGAGCAGACGCUUAUUUAGGCGGCUCAAUGGUGCUUUGGAAUUAGCCAGUACGGAACUAAAGUUCGAAAUUGAUGAGAGAAGAGAGCCUGUGCAAGUGGAAACGAAAGUUGAGCUACCUAUGAAUUGGAUAGUUGCGGAGAUGAUGAUUUAUGCCAAUGCUUGUGUUGGUGAGAAGAUCUACCGAGCAUUUCCCAGUUGCGCACUUCUUCGGAAACAUUCUCCACCAAAGAUUGAUAGCUUCACAACGUUGCUAGAGUGCUGUGAAGCGCGAGGAUUUGUUUUGGACGUUUCAAGCAACAAGCAACUUGCAGCUUCUUUGGACCGUAUGCGCGAUAGUGGCGAUUUUGUUGUUGAGCGUGCCUUCAGAGCUCUUGUUACGCGUGCAAUGUCAGAGGCAGAAUAUUUCUCUACUGGCGAGGAUCUAGAGCCUUCUCAUUUCUAUCAUUAUGGAUUAGCGCUAGAGUUUUAUACACACUUCACGUCACCAAUACGGCGCUAUGCUGACAUCCUUGCGCACCGGAUGCUUAUAGCAGCGUGCCAGGAGCAAAACCUAGAGUCUGGCAUUGUCAAAGUUCCACAUAUAAUGAGUUCUAUUGAGCUUCAGGAGGUCGCGGAACACGUGAAUGAAAAGCACAGAACCAGUAAGCGGGCUCAGAAGGAAUGCAAUGAGCUCUAUUUACUGAUGUUUCUCCAGAAACAAGCCAAAGCAGAGCUUGCUGUGGUCAUCGGUGUCACAACGAAGGGUAUUAUGGUGUUCGUACCCAAAUACGAUCUCCGUGGUCUCGUGCUUCUGGAGGAUAAAAAUGGGCGAGUUAUAUUACCUGAAAUGCAUUCUGAGACGUCAGAGAAACAAUAUCGCCUAAUCAAACAGAAGACAAGCAUAAAAAUUACUGAUGUUACAGAUGGACGGUGUGACAGAGAAUAUAAACUCAUGGACACGGUUUGGGUUCGACUCAGAGCAGAUGGUACGUCUAUCUGUUUCUCUGGCUUGCUUCGCUUUUUAAGCUUUAUGACAGGCUCGCGAGCACAUGGCCCGACUCUUCGUAUGGAUUUGCUAAGCGAAAGGCAUCCUUUAGUGCUGGCUGCGCAAACUGAGAACCUCUCGUCCUCUAUAUCACAGCUGGACUUGUUCAAACCAGACAUCAAAACGAGUGCAAACCUCGAAAGGAAUAAGGCCAUACAAGCGAUGGCGGCUUUGGAGAAAGCUUGCAGGAUCAGUGCAGACAAUGCUGCUCCAGUGCAUAAGCGGAGGAAGCUAGCCGUUGUUGACGUCUUACAGAACGCUUUUCAAGCCAAAGCAUUACCUCUUUUCUCCAUCAAUUCGGCUGUUGAGGAUCAAACUUUUUCUGCGGCUCUUGGAAACUCGGACCUGAAUUCGGUAACAGUGUCACUUGCAAGCGACAAAGAGACAGGCGCACUAGCAGUCAACGAUGAAACCCAGAUGCAAUUAUCACUUCGCAGAAGGUGGCAGGAACGCCUGGCUCAGGCUGGAUUUACGAAAGCCAGAUUGACAACCUCUACCUCAUCAAAUGAAAGCCCACGACAGGUUGCUAGAGCAAACAGAGAAGCUCAAUUCCGUGCUUAUGGCCAAUCAAUCGGCUCUACUGUAUAUUAGAAACUUUUCAAGUUUCUCAAUCGGGGCUUCUUCUCGACAUGGGAUAUGCUGUUUUGUUGUUGGUGAUGGUUCUACUCUCCUCCACAUUUACAAAUUGCGCGAACCAUUGGACAACGCAGCCAGUCUCUGCCGCAGACAAGCAUGCGCCGGAGUGGAGCUGUCAUCGAUUUGAAGAGGCAAACAAACAUGAGAAGAAACCCAAGCACUGCAAGGCUAUCAAGAGGCCAAAGCAUCCAAAGCCUCCUAAAAAGGCUAAAAGGUCUCCCAAAAUUCCAGAGGCACUCUAGGAGCAAUCCUUGACUUCUAAUUCUCAGCAACUACAAUCUUAUCGUCCUUUUGUUUUCAAAGGCGAACAAUCAUGUAAUUUCUUCAUUCGGUUCUUUCGCAUAAGCAUGGAAGGGGCUGCCUUUUCAUCGCGCUUGAUUUGAGAUAGGUGCCACAAAUCACAAACGUUGAUGGCCAUGUCCAUAACGUUUAAAUAUUCAAGGCAAAAGGUUGACUAUUACCGUGAUAAGCAGAUUAAAUCAAAUCAACCACAUCAUUGUAUCA
This is a messenger RNA of Selaginella moellendorffii, 4807 nucleotides long. RefSeq names its product DIS3-like exonuclease 1. Gene Ontology annotation, molecular function: RNA binding; 3'-5'-RNA exonuclease activity. The transcript is spliced from 35 exons. The coding region runs from base 734 to 4258 and encodes 1174 amino acids. The record is from RefSeq and is a predicted model, not a curated record. Lineage: Eukaryota; Viridiplantae; Streptophyta; Lycopodiopsida; Selaginellales; Selaginellaceae. Gene Ontology annotation, cellular component: exosome (RNase complex).